Molecule: messenger RNA, 9693 nt
Organism: Cottoperca gobio
Lineage: Eukaryota; Metazoa; Chordata; Actinopteri; Perciformes; Bovichtidae
Gene: ahctf1
Product: AT hook containing transcription factor 1
Exons: 40
Coding region: 244-8646 (2800 amino acids)
Source: RefSeq, a predicted model, not a curated record
ACGAAGAAGAAGCGCAGGGAGCAUUUUCUAAUCGUGGAAAUGGCGCUUUGCGUAGAAACCUGAAGUCAGAGGCAGCAUCUCGUGCUUGUUAGUCAAUUAAAGCGCCCAAGGGUCUCUAGGCAUAAGUUGUACAUUGCAAAGGAGCGGAUUAUGACAGUGGAGAGAGGGAAUCGGGAGAUUCGUCAAGGAAAACAAAACAUCCGUGGCUCCGAUAAAGCCGUCAACAUCAUCGGACAGUGAACAAUGCAUGACCUAACUGCCCAAGUCACCAGCAGCCUGCUGCCGUUCCCAAGAGUGACCAUAGAUGCUCUAGGGGAAGAUGAGAUCACCCUAGACUCUGUGCUACAUGGGAAGUUCACUGUUGGCCGCAGCGGGCUGGCCUGGCUGGCCUGUGGCCCCCAGCUGGAGGUUGUCCAUGCAGUGACAGGAGAGCGGCUGUCUGCGUACUGCUUCAGCGGAGGAGGCGAGCACCCACCCUGUGUCCUUGCAGCCAGAGACUUCAGCUGGCUCAAACGGUCUGGAUUACUGGUUGGCUUGGAGGAAGCAGAGGGCAGCAUGCUGUGUCUUUAUGACUUGGGACUGUCGAGGGUGGUCAAAGCUGUUGUUAUACCAGGCAGGAUUACUGCUAUUGAGCCGUUGGUGAGUUAUGGCGGUGCAAGCGCUUCGACGCAGCAUCUUCACCAGAGUCUGCGCUGGUUCUUUGGCAUUGCCGCCGUAGUAACGGAUCUCGGUCAUGUUCUGCUUGUGGACCUCUGUCUCGACGACCUGUCCUGCAGCCAAAGUGAACUGGAGGCCUCAGACCUGCAGGUAGUGACUAAGUCUCCUGCCGAGAUCCCCCGGCUGAGAGAAGUCAGCACCAGUCAGGGCAGACAUCUUUGUCUCCAGCUGAAUGGGCCCAGUGGAGUUGGAGCCACAGCUCUGCAGUACAUCUCCAGAACCAACCAGCUGGCGGUGGGAUUUUCAGAUGGAAUCUUACAGCUGUGGAACAUGAAAACUCUAAAGAAGGAAUACCACUCCCAGUUAGAGGGUGGCAGGGUGCCUGUGCAUGCCUUCACCUUCCAGGAGCCAGAAAAUGACCCCAGGAACUGUUGCUACCUCUGGGCUGUCCAGUCUUCUCAGGACCUUGAGGGAGAUAUGGUCAGCCUCCGCCUGCUUCAGCUGGCCUUCAGUGAAAGGAAGUGUCUAUCUUCUGGGAAGAUCCUCUAUGAGGGUCUGGAGUACUGUGAGGAACGUUACAGUCAGGAGUUAAGUGGCACAGCUUUCCCUCUCAGGGCCCAGACAUCCAACACCCGCCUGCUGAGUUGCCAGACCAUCGAAAAGUUCCGAGCCCAUCCCGACAGGGAUGACAGCAUGAACGAAGUGGCAUCUCCAGACACCAGCGUGUCCAUCUUCAGCUGGCAGGUCAAGGUCUACGGUCAGGGAACCCCAUCUACUUGCAUCGGGGUUUUUGACAUCAACCGUUGGUACCACGCACAGAUGCCAGACUCUUUGAGAACGGGAGAAUCUCUGCGAAAUUGUCCCUACCUGGCAGUUUGGUCUCUGGACUCGGUGGUGCAGAUGGUGCCUCAACACGUCCUCCUGGAUGUGGUGGUGCACGAACGCAGCCUGAGCAGGGGCCUGCCCUUCACCUGCCCCCCACCAGAACAGUACUUUAACCCCACCACAUAUAACUUUGAUGCUACCUGCUUGUUCAACUCUGGAAUUGUGCACUCAACCUGCUCGGGGUACCAGAAAGAGACCCUGAGCUUUUUGAAGAAAGCGGCUCCUUGUUCCAGUGACAUCAUCUCCACCAGCUAUUCUCGUUGCCUCAUGUCCGGCCUUCUCUCAACUCUCCUCGCUGACACCCAGCCCUCCAGCCUCUCUCAGGAGGAGCAGCUGAAUGCCAUCUUGUCCACAGCGGUGGAGACCAGCUCCCUGGGACUGAUCACUGGCUGUAUCAAGCAGUGGACUGCAGAAGAACAACCAGGCUCUGCACUGAACCUGCGCUACAUCCUUGAUUGGGCCUGGAACAAAGUGGUCCAGACCAAAGAGGAACUUGAUGGCAUCUGUGCACCGCUGUUCGACAGCUCAUCCAACUUCACAGACCCUCAGACCUUGCAGCUGCUGCAGCACAGCCAGAGGCUGCUCAGUAACCUCAGCACCAUCUUCCACUGUCUGCUCAGUGAAGCUCAGGAGCUCACACAGAAAGGCCUGGUGGGUCUAAUGAACAAGAACAUGGUGUCCAGUCUGAUUUCCAAGUACGCUCAGGUGGUGCUCUGGUUCUGUCGGACCGGUCUACUGCCUGAAGGAUCAGCCUACGACGCUCUCCAGAUCUCUAGGCCUUUCUACACUCACUCGGCCAUCAGCAACUACUACACUAUACGCAGAGAGGAGCUCACCAGGCUGGCUAAGGGCAAGUGGUGUGCAGACUGCCUGAUGAUUGACGGUUUGGUUGGUCAGUGUGGUGAACGCUUGACCAACCUGUGGAAGAGGGAUGAGAUUGGGACAGGGCAAUACCCACCACCUACAUUGCAUGCCUUGUUGGACAUUUAUCUACUGGACAACAUCGACGAGGCUGCCAAACAUGCAAUUGUGAUUUACCUGCUGCUGGAUGUUAUGUACUCCUUCCCCAAUAAGGAGGGAGCAUCAGUGGAGUCUUUCCCCCCAGCGUUUGCCAUCCCUAUUGGACUGGUGAAGCUAGUGCAAGGCCUCUGGCUGCUCGACCAUCAUGACCACCAGAGUUCAUUCGAGUUGCUCCUGCAUCCAGCUGCCUCUCAGUGUCCGUUUGAGUGGCAGCACGAGCGUGUGCUGCAUGCACUGAUGUGCCAGGGCCAACAUUCGGUGGCACUACGAUACUUCAACGUUACGAAGCCCCCAAUUUCCUCCAACUCUCAGGCCAAACUCUGCCUGUCUGUACUGAUACACAACAGGUGUCUCAUCGAGGCGUGGUCCUUACUUCGGCAGCACUCUAAUCGCCUCAACAUGGGAGAGCUGCUGGGCUUCCUGUAUGAGAGCUGCCAGGAGCUGGGCCUCAUCAAGGAGCUGCUCAAACUGCCCCUGAGCAUCACUGAGCAGGAAUGUUUGGAGAAGUUUCUCCAGGGUACAGGGGGUCUCCAGAACAGAGAACUGCUGAUGGUUCAUUACCUUCAGCAGGCCAACUACAUUCCUGCCCUGCAGCUCAACCAGACCCUCAAAAUGAACCUGGUGAAUGAGCGAGACCCAAAGCUUAAAGAACGGUCCAACACCAGGAACUCCAUAUUGGAGCAGUAUGGCAAAGUUCUGCCCAGAGUCCAGAGAAAACUGGCGAUGGAGAAAGCAAAGCCGUACCAGCAUCCCUACGCCACCCACCGAGAAGUUUCUCGGCCACAGCCGCUGUCAACCAUCACCAAACGCUCCGUCAGUGAGAAGGUGAUGUCGAGGGCCGGCUUCAUCAACAACGUCCUGACAAAGAUUGAGGAGGUGUGGUCGGGCAAAGGAGCUACACCACAGUCCUCCCCAGCCAGAGGGGCAGCUGAUGUUCACAGCCCCAAGCCCUCCUCCUUAUCCCUUUCUGACCCCUUCCUGGGAACUCCUAUCACCAUGACCUCCAGACGAAAGUCAAGGCUGAUGGACUUGGUGGUUCACCCCUCCUGUCAGACCCCCCGCCUCCUUCUUAGUCCUCCCAGCUCCUGGGUUUCUCCAAAGAGCACCAGCAAGGCCCCUGAACUCGGUCUGCUGCAAACACCGCAGGUUGUCAAGCGAGCUCGGGCUUUGGCUGCUUCUGGGCCUGUGUUCUCAGCCUUCACUCCCCAGUCCAUCCUGCGCAGCAGCCUGAGGCCCACACCCGUCGCCACCCCGUCUGCUUCUCCAGGACGCUCCAUCACCCCCCCACUCCGCAGCAAAGAGAGCCGCAUCACCUUCAUCGAAGAGGCAGAAUCUCCUGAACCGGAGAAGGGCAUCCGAUGGACCAAUGGGGUGGCAGCAGACAGUGAGAUUAGUUUGCUGACUAGAGGCCCCAUGCUAUCCAAGGCUACUCAUAAGACCUGGUCUUCACAGCCUGCCGAGGAGGACGAGGAUGGAGACGAGGAAGGGGAACCUCAACUGAAGUUCUUGCCUCCAGAAGGUGGUAUUCCCUCCCCACUGCUGAGAAGCUUUGAGACCGAGCCAACCUCCGUCCAUGUAGUGGGUGCAGAAACCACACCAUCGGAUGCAACACAAGCGCAACUUAGCAUGAGCUUUGACACCAGCCAUACAUCUGUCCGUUCAACAGACACCACUCUAGAGUUUUAUGAUGCGCAACUUCCUGGUCUCUCAGAGGGAGAGGAGGGGUACACAGCGACAGAGAAAGUAGAUGAGGUAGUGACGGUGAACAUCAAAGGCCUUACUGAAAAUCAAGAACCAGAGGAAAAACCUUUACCAACCACUGAGCAAACUCCUCUCCUGGCAUCAGAGGAUAUAGAGAAGGAAGAAGAAGAAGAGGAGGUGAAGGAAGAAGAAACAUUUGAAGACGUGAUGGAGAGUGGUCUGGAAGAGGAAGUUAAAAACGAUGAAGAAGUUCAGUCUAAAGAGGAGGAAGAACAGGAUGUUGAGUCCAGUAGCGAACAUGAAGAUGCUGCAACUCUUCAUCAAGAAGAAGAGAUGUCUAGUCACAAUCAAGUUUGUAACCAGGUUACUGAGAGAACAGACUCUGGCGCUGAGGUUGAAUCUCCGGAUCUAUCAGUGGGACCCGACAGCCAGACAGAGGCUACUGAAUUCACAGAGUUCCCUGAUUAUCUGAAACCAUCUGCUGCAGCCACGGAACCCACAAACGACCCAGAAGAGGAUCUGGAGCAAUCAACAGAUCUGACAGAGUUUGUGCAGAGACAUCUGUUUGGCAGCGAUCCGUCUCCUCCGCUCACCCGCUCAGGAAUCCACAAUGCAUCACAGAACCAGGCGUCCUUCAACAGUGAGUCACCAGGUGAGGUUGAAGAGGAGGUGCAGGAAGCUGCUGAAGCUCCACUAGUGUUCACCAGCCAGAAGUCUUCUGCCUCUGUGACAUCCUCCGAGCCCACUGGCACAGACUCCCACUCUGUUGUGAGUGUAAACGAUAGUGAAGAGCUUUCUAGCGCUGAGGAGGAGGAGGAGGAGGAGGAGGAGGAGGAGGAGGAGGAGGAGGAAGAAGAAGAUGAGGAUGAGGAGGAGGAGGAGGAGUCUGUUCAAGAUGACGAAGAGGAGGACUCUGGUAGUGAGGUGGAGAUUAUUGAUGAGGUCCAGGGUAAUGGGAGGCUGCCACCCCUCCAACCGAGUGCAGUCUUUGUACAACAGACACACACACACUUCCUGCCAAGUCUUUCAGUGCAGGAGGCUGCAGAGUUCUCUCUGAUCACGCCCGGUGCAGAGAUAAAGAUGGUAGAGGAGGACAUGGAGGGAGAGGUGGUGAUGGUGAGACUUGGUGUGGAUGAAGGAGUAAUCGAGGCUGUUGAGGAUGAAGAGCAAGGAUCAUCAUACAUGGAGCUCAAACCUUCUACCACUCUCCUGGUACCCCUGGAACUUGUGGAGGGACAGGGCGGCCUGGUGGAUAGUUCUCAGCUGUGUCUUCCUGAGCUUCAGCAAACCCUUGUGCCAGAUGACCCGAGGUCUGAAACUCACAGCGGUUUCUCUCUGAUGCUGGAUGAGGACGGGGAUAAAGAUGAGGACACACUUCCAAUGGAGAAUGAUCUGCAGUCUUCCGAACCGCCAACCCUGUCUCCAGCAGUGGAGGCUAUUGAUGAACUUGUGGCCAAACCUGAGUUUAUUCUAUUGGGCACAGAUGAUCAGGAUCCUCCUCUGUCUGGAGAAAUCUCAGAAGAGGACCAGAGGAAAGAGAUGGAUACCUUGGAUGGAAUUGAGUUAGAUGAACCAACAGAGUCAGAACUUUCUGACUUACAAACUGAAAACACUGGCAGAAACCUCGAGACAGAAGAUGCUAAAGAACAGAGCGAUGCAGAGUUAGAAAUGUUGGUUGAAGAUCAUGAACCUGAAGGUCUUUCACUGUCUGGACCUAGUCCAGUGGGAGAAUUCCCAGCUGCUAUGCUGGCUGAAGAUCAUGAACCUGAAGGUAUUUCAGUCUCUGGAUCAAGUCCAGUGGGAGAGCCUUCAGCAGCAAUGCUGGCUGAAGAUAUUUCAGUCUGUGGACCAAGUCCAGUGGGAGAGCCUUCAGCCUUGAUGCUGGCUGAAGAUCAUGAACCUGAACGUAUUUCGGUCUCUGGACCAAGUCCAGUGGGAGAACCUUCAGCAGCAAUGCUGGCUGUAGAUCAUGAACAUGAAGGUCUUUCGGUCUCUGGACCAAGUCCUCUGGAAGAACUCCCAGCACCAAUGCUGGCUGAAGAUCAUGAACCUGAAGGUCUUUUGGUCUCUGGACCAAGUCCACUAGAAGAACUCCCAGCAGUAAUGCUGGCUGAAGAUCACAAACCUGAAGGUCUUUUGGUCUCUGGACCAAGUCCACUGGAAGAACUCCCAGCAGCAUUGCUGGCUGAAGAUCAUGAACCGGAAGGUCUUUCGGUCUCUGGACCAAGUCCACUGGAAGAACUCCCAGCAACAAUGCUGGCUGAAGAUCAUGAACCUGAAGGUCUUUCGGUCUCUGUACCAAGUCCACUGGAAGAACUCCCAGCCACAAUGCUGGCUGAAGAUCAUGAACCUGAAGGUCUUUCGGUCUCUGGACCAAGUCCACUGGAAGAACUCCCAGCAACAAUGCUGGCUGAAGAUCAUGAACCUGAAGGUCUUUCGGUCUCUGGACCAAGUCCACUGGAAGAACUCCCAGCAGUUGUGAAUGACAAAGACUCUUUGGCAGAGAAAGAUGCUGCUGAGGAGGAGAUGGGAGAGGAGGAGGACAAACCAGCACCUGCUGAGGACCAGGAAGAGCUUGAAGAGAAUGGGCCUGUUAAUGUUGACACGGAGAUGACCCACACUGCAGAGACAGUGACUGUUGUGGAAGAGAAGCAGCUGGAUCACAAAGCCUUAGCAGAGACAGAAGAGGAUAACGGGGAAGAAAUUAAGACGGAGAAAGAAACAAAAAGGAGAAAGGGAAGGCAGAGAAAAGAUAAAGAAGUUGAAGAGAAACCUGUAAAGCCGAUUUUGAGCUCAAAUAGCCAGCCAGAGGAACAGCCUAUAUUAGACACGUCCACUUCUCACAGGAAAAACAAAGCUCCUUCAACACCUACACGGAGGACCACGAGAGGGAGGACGGUUACCUUCAUCUCUCCCCUCCCGGAAGAAGCAGAAGAGCCAGAAACGAGCACUCUGCUUCCUGCCUCGCCUAGUCGUACACCUGGAAAAAGUAAACGGAACAAAGGAACUAAAGUCCAAGCUACCACACCUCGAAGAAGUUCUCGCAACGCUCAGCCAGAGCCUCCGAAAGACGACGUUGAAGAGGGGUGCGCCGCGGAUAAUGACACCACGGUUUCUUCGACAUCCAAGGUCUUUUCUCCAGCCAGACAUCAGGUUUCCCAGAAGGCCACCUCAACAAGGAAAAGCCAAAGGACCCAAAGUGAGGAGGAGGAAAUGGAUGGGGUCACAGAUACAAAAGUUUCUCGACGAACAAGCUCCACGACUUCCACACCGGCCAAACGCAGGGCCACUCUGAGAAACACUCCAAAGAGGACCAGCAGAAGGAUAUUGAGUACCAGUGAGGUGGAGUCAACGCCAUUAGAGAUCUUGGAAGAAGAGAAAGAACAGGUGGAGGUCUUUGCAACCACUGUCAAACGCAACUCCAGGAAAAGCAAGAUGGACUCAUCAGAGACUCAGCCGGCCCUGCUGGAGAAGGAAGAGGAAGACCGCAAAAACCCUUCCAGCCCCAGCAGGGCGUCUCGGCAGUCCAACCGGAUUACCCUAAGUGUUUAUCCACAAGUGAAACUGGUUCCUGUAUCACUUCCUCAGAGUUUAAGGAAGAUGAGAGGAGAGACGAUUACUGGAAAUAUAAAAGAAAGUGGAGUUCUACUGGACCCUGAACUUAACAGCAAAGCUGGUCUCUCCAACUCCCGCCGCCCAACUCGAAACAAACUCUGGGAUUACCCUGAGGAAGACCUUCCCUUACUGGACUCACCGUUGGAGGUAGAUUCUAAAACCCCUGUCGCAGAUGCCCUCAUCAAGAGACUUCAGGAUGAGGAAGAGAAGCGGGAAGGAGGAGUAGUCGUCACAAAGAUGAUAAGAACCAGCAAGAAGAGUGCGAAGUUGUCAGUGGAGCAGGUUCACUCGCUACUUCCUUUAAACCAAAGCCUGGUCCCCGAACCCGAAGAUGAAGAGCCUCGUCCAGGCGAGCAUUCAUUCAUCUACUCCCCCUCACGAAGAAGAACAAGAGCCACCAGAGCAGAGUCUCCUAGCACGAGUGAAGAGUCUGCAGCGCCUGUCACUCGCAGCAGGAGGAAGGUUGUCAGAGAUGUUGCUCCUCCUGAUGAAAUUGAAGAAGAUCUCGUGGAAGUGGAGAAAGCAUCAGGUUCUACUAAGACCAGAAAAGCAGGCAAACGAACAGCCAAAUCCAAAGCAGUUUUGGAGCCGCCUCCCGUAGCAGAGGUGGACCUGAUCUCGCCUCUGCCCAGCCCAGCUGAUCCGUUCCCGCGAGCACAGAAGAGGAUUAAAGAGGAAGAGGCCCCGACCUCGAGCAUGAACCUUCGACGCAAACGCAUAAUGGAUACAGUUUUCACAAAACCCAUCACACGGAGGAAGAAACUUUAAGGAGGUUGGUGGGGGUUUUAACCGGUGAACCUCAGACAGCCACCAGUAGAUUUGAACCAACUCUGUCAGGAGCUGUCAAAUAAAAGUGUAUGCCUAAACUCAUGACGGUUCUAGUUCCUCAAAUGCCUCACAGUGCUGCUGUUGUCUUUGUAUAUUUGCUUUCCUUGUAGGACAAUAAAAAAAGAAAAGAAAAAAGAAGCAAUGUAGGCAUGAAGAUAUAUUUUUGGCACACGACACACUGGUGGAUAGCCGUGUGAGAGAGGCAUAUAUUUUUGGAGUUUACACAUCGCGCUCGUACUGACUGGAUUUCACUUGAUAUUGUAUCUGUGGCCAUUUUGUGUUGGACAUUUUACGACGCUCCUCGUAAUCCACUUAAUUCUCUGGGCACAGAAUGGCACAAGGGAAAGCAAUCAAUGUGGGCUUUUAGAAGCUCCCCGUAAUAAAUCCAGAGAGACUCGAGUGAACCUGCCUCCGCGAAAUAGGUUUUUAUUCUUGGCUUUUAUUUUUUUGUUUUAGGUUUUGGUUUUUCUUUUUGUCACGGUUUACUUUUUAGAUUUCGAGGACUGCUAUUUUUUUCUAUUUAAGAAGAAAAGCAACCAACCCAGUGGAGACAAAAGAUUUCUACUGAUCAAUAUGUAUAUAGUCUUUUGCUAUGUUCCAAAUAAAGUUAAUAAAUCCUAACAAAUUACAUUUUGAAGUUUUAAGUGUCUUUUAAUGCAUUUGAUCAUCUAAUCAGACUGCCUAUGCCAUAGUCUUAAAAUGUUUGUCAAUUGGGGGGGGAUUUUCUGUGAAAGAGGCACCGACUUGUACACUAAUGCCAUCAGAUUUGGACUGUUUCUGUAUUUCAUGGGAUGUUGUAUAGUGUGAAAGAAACAAAAAGACUUGCACAGCUGUUUAGACUUGUUAAUUGUUUUGGGACAUGUUAAUAGACUUGUUUAAUUACAUUUAUGGCAACCACCAUCUGACAAAUAGGCUAUUUUCUGAUGAAUGUAUGUAGAAUGUCUUAUUUUUGAUGACUGCUAUUUGAUAAAUAUGGUAAAGCUUGAA